Molecule: messenger RNA, 1257 nt
Organism: Brachypodium distachyon (stiff brome)
Lineage: Eukaryota; Viridiplantae; Streptophyta; Magnoliopsida; Poales; Poaceae
Product: receptor-like protein 51
Exons: 1
Coding region: 1-1257 (418 amino acids)
Molecular function (GO): protein binding
Source: RefSeq, a predicted model, not a curated record
AUGGCUGCCCCCACCCUCUUCACCUCUCGCCUCCUCCUUCUCAUGGUCACCGUCGCCUUCGCGCUCCCCGGCGCCGGCGCCGCCCAGCUAGAUCCGCAGCAGCUGCUGGCACUCCGUGCCCUGGGCCUGGCCGCGCACCGCGCGGGCGACCCCUGCAACGACGACGCGGCGGGCGCCCCCGUGGCCGCGUCCUGCGACUCCGGGAAGCCGUUCCGUCGCGUGACAUCCCUAACGCUCACCAACUGCUCCGACACCACUUCCGUCUCCCCCGCGGCGCUGGACGCGCUCGCGCCGUCCCUCCGCGCGCUGGCCUUCACGGACUGCCCGGCAGUCCCGCCGCGCCUCCUCCCGCCAGAGCAGCUCGCUGCGGGGCUCCUGGCCUUCUCCUGCAAGUCCUCGCUCGCCCGCCUCCCCCUCGUCUGGCUCUCCCGCCUCGCCAGCCUCACGGAGCUCGCAAUCACCGACACGCCGCUCGCCACGGGCUCCUCGACGUCCGAGCUCGCGGUGCUCAUCUCCCACAUGAGCAACCUCACCACUCUCACCCUCUCCCACGCCAACAUCUCCGGCGCCCUCCCGCACCACUGGCACUGCGCCAACCUCGCGCGCCUCGACCUCUCGGGAAACCGCUUCACGGGAGCCAUCCCGGACGCCGUCACCCUCCUCGGCGGCAUCACCAGCCUCAACCUCAGCUCCAACGCGCUCAACGGCUCCAUCCCGGCCCGCAUCGGCGACCUCAUCUCGCUCGCGGCCCUCGACCUCUCCAACAACUCGCUCUCCGGCGGCAUCCCGGACACGCUCUCCACGCUCCCCGAGCUCCAGGUGCUCAACCUGGGAUCCAACCGGCUCAACGGGAGCAUACCGCGGUUCUUGUCCGGGAUGAAGGGGCUGAAGGAGAUUAAUCUGGAGGGCAACAACUUGGACGGCGUGGUGCCGUUCGGGGCCGGGUUCUUGGCGAAGCUCAGGGUGUUCAGGGCCGCCGGGAACAGCAAGCUGUGCUACAACACGUCGGUGCUCACGGCUGCGGUUGCUGUCGGGGUGGCGCCCUGUGAUAAGUACGGGUUCCCCGUCACGCCGCCUCCGGCCACGGCGCAGUCGGAGAAGAGCACGGACUACGAUGACGGCGGCGGCGAAUCGGACGGCAACGGCGAAGAUUCUCGUGGCGGGCCCAGCGCCGCGGUUCUCGGGCUGGCCAUUGGGCUGUCCUGUUUGGCGUUUGCCGUCAUCUUGGUCGUCUGCCUCUGCAAGGUGUGCAGAUGA